Molecule: messenger RNA, 1251 nt
Organism: Opisthorchis viverrini
Lineage: Eukaryota; Metazoa; Platyhelminthes; Trematoda; Opisthorchiida; Opisthorchiidae
Exons: 3
Coding region: 1-1251 (416 amino acids)
Biological process (GO): protein folding
Cellular component (GO): endoplasmic reticulum membrane; endoplasmic reticulum
Molecular function (GO): calcium ion binding
Source: RefSeq, a predicted model, not a curated record
AUGCAGAGGUUUACUUUUAUGAACACUUUAGCAAAGGUACUAUGCUCCCUGGAGCGUUCAAAGGACUUAACGAACAUUUCAGAUUCAAUUGGUGACAAACCAGGACAGUGGGUUGAGUCAAAUCAUCAUAGCGAUGAAACACGAGGGACUUGGGAGCUGUUCUCUAAUGAAGCAUGGAAUAACCCUGAAGAGGUGGCUCUGAAGACUUCUGCUGAUGCAAGAUAUUAUGGCAUUUCGCGAAAACUCGAUAAGCCAUUCUCGAACAGGGAUAAGACAUUAGUGGUUCAGUACAUCGUCAAGUAUGAGCAAAGUGUCAGCUGUGGAGGAGCUUAUCUGAAACUUCUGCCCUCGAGCAUCGACCAGAAAACAUUCCACGGUGAAACUCCAUACCUUUUCAUGUUUGGUCCUGAUAUAUGUGGCUAUUCCACCAAGAAAGUUCACGCAAUCUUUAGCUACAAAGGGAAGAAUCAUCUCAUCAAGAAGGAGGUCCGCUGUAAAGAUGAUUUGGUCUCACAUCUGUACACAUUUAUCCUCACACCGGACAACAAAUUCAAGGUCCUAAUCGAUAAUGAGCAAGUCGAGGAAGGCAGCCUGGAGGACGACUGGGAUAUGCUUCUUCCGAAGGAAAUUGAUGAUCCCGCCUCAAAGAAACCUGAAGAUUGGGUAGACGAGGAGGAAAUUGAUGAUCCUGACGAUAAAAAGCCCGAAGACUGGGACAAGCCUAAAGAUAUUCCGGAUCCUGAUGCGAAAAAACCUGAAGAUUGGGAUGAUGAAAUGGAUGGGGAGUGGGAGCGACCGAAGAUCCCCAACCCCGAAUAUAAAGGAGAUUGGCAUCCCCGGAAAAUUGCGAAUCCUAAUUACAAAGGGCCAUGGGUAGCGCCGAAAAUCAGUAAUCCGGACUACCAACCAGACCCUGAUUUGUAUGUGCGAGAUGAUAUUGCUCAUGUUGGGUUUGAACUGUGGCAAGUAACCUCUGGAUCCGUGUUUGAUGAGAUUCUCAUUACUGAUGACCCUCAGUUUGCCAAAGAGGAGGGUGAACGCGUGUGGAGACCUCGGAACAAGCUUGAGACUGAAUUUGAAAAGAAACGAGAAGAGGCCGAAAAGGCGAAAGCGUCUGAAGAAACAAAAGAGGAAUCCGGUAGUGAAGGGGAUUCCGAUAAAGAAGAAUCAUCUGAAAAGGAGACCAGUGACGAUUCGACGGAGCCAACCGAUAGCGAAUCGGAGGCGUCGAAGACCCAUGAAGAACUUUAA